GGUUCUCCCCGAGCUCCCUGCUGCUGGCGAUCGCCAGAAGCUUCAGGGAGCCAUGGCCCUACUCUCCUGAUGCAGAGGCUUCCUGUGCAGGAUCUGAUCAAGAUCCUCUCAUGAGGAAGGCCAGCAUGGUGAUGGAUUUCCUGCUGGAGAGGUACACCAAGAAGGAGCCCAUCACAAAGAAUGCCAUGCUGAAUGUCAUCGGAAGGAAGUACAAGGAGCACUUCCCGGAGAUCCUGAGCAGAGCCUCUGAGCGCGUGGAGCUGGUGUUUGGCCUGGAGCUGAAGGAAGUCGACUGCAGCAGGAACAUCUACGCCCUCGUCAACAAGUUCACUCUCGGGGUUGAGGAAGGUUCAAGUGAUGAGGAGGAGCUGCCCAAGUCUGGUCUCCUCAUGGCGCUCCUGGGCAUCAUCUUUAUGAAGGGUAACCGCGCCACCGAGGAGGAGAUCUAUUUCCUCAAUGUGUUGGGGAUCUAUGCUGGGAGGAAGCACUCCAUCUUUGGGGAGCCCAGAAAGCUCAUCACCAAAGAUCUGGUGCAGAAGGGGUACCUCAACUACCACCAGGUGCCCAAUAGCGAUCCUCCGCUCUACGAGUUCCUGUGGGGCCCGAGAUCUUAUGCUGAGACCAAUAAGAUGAAGGUGUUGGAAGUUCUGGCCAAGAUCCAGGAUACGGUCCUGAGUUCCUUCCCAGACCUCUAUGACGAGGCUCUGAGAGAUCAGGCUUUAGAGCAGGGCUGA
Molecule: messenger RNA, 734 nt
Organism: Capra hircus (goat)
Lineage: Eukaryota; Metazoa; Chordata; Mammalia; Artiodactyla; Bovidae
Product: melanoma-associated antigen B18-like
Biological process (GO): negative regulation of transcription by RNA polymerase II
Cellular component (GO): nucleus
Source: RefSeq, a predicted model, not a curated record